UCGAGUUUGAUGCUUUAGAAGUCCGAGCACUUGAGGGUUACUCAGAUACUUGUAAUGAUUCAAGCCAUAUUCUGGAUUGUCAAAGAGUUUCUGCAAUUUUUGCAGAACAUUGAUAGCGACCCGGAUAGUAGCCCGCGGCAACUGAAUUAUCUAAGCUGGGACAAUUUAAUGGACAUUUUCUGUUAUAUUGCUGGGUUCUUAAUAGUUUUUGAUUUCGAUGAUUGCCAAAGCCUAACUGGAUUAAGAAGAGACUGGCAGUGGCAGUUAGGCGCGUUUACAGUAACAUUAGCCUGGUUGAACUUCCUUUCUCUUCUCAGGAAAUUUCCAUUUUUUGGAAUCUAUGUUCUCAUGUUCUCUGACGUACUUCAGACUUUCCUCAAGGUUUCUGUAAUUAUUGCUUUGUUUGUUCUGGCUUUCUCUUUCGGGUUCUAUGCUUUAGUCGCAGAUCAAGCACCUUUCGGAAAUGGUUGGUAUUCCAUAAUGAAAACGUUUGUGAUGACUAUUGGAGAAUUAGAAUAUGCAGAUCUAUUCUUUGCUGAUGAAAGUGGCGGCAAUAAUACUUCUGUUACCUAUGAGUUAUCUACUUUUGCUUUCUUUUUUGUGUUUGUAAUAAUUAUGCCAAUUAUCAUUACAAAUCUUCUUGUUGGGCUGGCGGUUGAUGAUAUACAAUCUGUUCAAGAGAAUGCAGUACUUCAGCGCCUAGCAAUGCAGGUUGAAUUGAACCUGAGUGUUGAGACAAUGCUGCCAGAGUUUGUAAGACGAAGAUUGUUAAGAAGAUUUGAGAAAUUUUAUCCAAAUAGACCAAGAAGUAUAAUAUCAAGGAUAUUUUCUGAUGAAAUAAAUUUGACAAAUGAUUUGACCGAAGGGACGGAAUCAGAUACUGAAAUACUGGCCAGCAAUCAGGUUUAGACUUUAUUAACAUUUCAAGGGACGAAAUCAGAUACUGAAAUACUGGCCAGCAAUCAGGUUUAGACUUUAUAAACAUU
Messenger RNA from Eurytemora carolleeae, 986 nucleotides. RefSeq names its product transient receptor potential cation channel subfamily A member 1 homolog. The transcript is spliced from 11 exons. Lineage: Eukaryota; Metazoa; Arthropoda; Copepoda; Calanoida; Temoridae. The coding region runs from base 55 to 909 and encodes 284 amino acids. Gene Ontology annotation, cellular component: membrane. The record is from RefSeq and is a predicted model, not a curated record. Gene Ontology annotation, molecular function: monoatomic ion channel activity. Gene Ontology annotation, biological process: monoatomic ion transport; transmembrane transport.